AUGCAAUUAAAAAAAGAAGAAAUGACUGGACAUAAAAUAAAAUUACAAUCUAAUGAUGACGAUAUAUUUGAUGUUGAAAUUGAAAUUGCUAAACUAUCAAUAACGAUAAAAACAAUGUUAGAAGAUCUUGGUAUGAACGAUGAAGAAGUAAUACCAUUACCAAAUAUUAAUUCAGCUAUUUUUAAAAAAGUUAUUCAAUGGGCAACAUAUCAUAAAGAUGAUCCUCCACUACUACCAUCAGAAGAUGAUGAAAAUCGUGAAAAAAAUACAAAUAUAUCGUCAUGGGACCAAGAGUUUCUUCAAGUUGAUCAAGGAACACUUUUUGAACUUAUUUUGGCUGCUAAUUAUUUAGAUAUUAAAGGAUUACUUGAUGUAACAUGUCAAUUAGUUGCAAAUAUGAUCAAAGGAAAAACACCAGAAGAAGUUCGACAAACAUUUAAUAUUAAAAAUGAUUUUAUAUCAGAACAAGAAGAACAAAUCAAAACAGAAAAUGAAUUAUGUGAAGAUAAAUAG
Rotaria sordida is the source of this 513-nucleotide messenger RNA. The record is from the annotation of a GenBank genome assembly. Lineage: Eukaryota; Metazoa; Rotifera; Eurotatoria; Philodinida; Philodinidae.